AUGGGUUAAACAUGUAAUGGCUGCUAAUGGUAGCACCAUUCCUCAGAAUCCAUUUAGGAAAUCAAUAUCAAAAAGAAACCAAAGAAAAAGGUUGAUAAACAAGACAAGUCAGAGAAAACUGAAAAAUCGGAUCAUCAAUAAGAAUAAAAAUAAGUUGAGAAGACAGAUCAUAGUAUUAAGAAAUAAAAAAAAAUAUCGUAAGGAGAUGCUGCAAUCAAAAUUUAAAGAAAUUGGAAGAAGCAUAAAAAGCAGAAAGAAAAAAAAAAAGAAAAAGCUGGUGCCAAUAUGAAAUAAUAGUAUUUUAAAGAAGAAAUAGCUAAUGCAUAACCUCCACCAGAUCCUAAUCGAGUAAAAAAUCCGCCAUAUAAGUAUACAACAAUAAAAAAUAGGUUUUAAUCAGGAGCUAUCUAUGAAGGAGAAUGGAAAGACAAAAAAAGAGAUGGAUUUGGAAUAUAAAAAUGGCCAGAUGGUGCCAAAUAUGAGGGAUAAUGGGUUGAUAAUAAAGCAUGUGGAUAAGGUAAGUUUUAUCAUGCUGACGGUGAUGUUUUUGAAGGAGAAUGGAAGGAUGAUAAAGCUAAUGGUUGGGGAGUGUAUAAACAUUCGAAUGGAGCUACGUAUGAAGGUGAAUGGAAGGAUGAUUUGUAACAUGGAAAAGGAAUAGAGACCUGUAAAAUUAAAGUUAUUUAUGUUAGGGUAGGAUAAAUCAAAAUAUUGUGGAGAUUAUAUUGAUGGAAAGAAGCAUGGAAAAGGAAGGUAUGAUUGGGCUGAUGGAUCCUAUUAUGAUGGAGAAUGGAAAGACAAUAAAAUUAAUGGAUUUGGUACCUAUAAAUGGGCAGAUGGUAGAGGAUAUACAGGUGAAUGGUUGGAUAACAAUAUGAAUGGAAAAGGAGUCUAUUAAUGGCAAGAUGGUAGAAAGUAUGAAGGAGCCUAUCUUAACGAUAAGAAGCAUGGGUUUGGUAUAUAUUACUGGGCUGAUGGCAGAAGAUAUGAAGGAGGAUGGAAGAAUGGUAAAUAACAUGGAAAUGCAAAAUAUUACCUUAAUGAUGGAACAAUCAAGGAUGGAAUUUGGGAAGAUGGAAAAAGAAUAAAAUGGUUAGAUGAUGCUUGA
Molecule: messenger RNA, 1108 nt
Organism: Paramecium primaurelia
Lineage: Eukaryota; Ciliophora; Oligohymenophorea; Peniculida; Parameciidae
Source: the annotation of a GenBank genome assembly